AUGCAGACGCAGCCAGAUCAAGAACGUCUUAAUACAUAAGCAAAUUAACCUUAAGAACCUAUCUAAAAUAAAGCACCGUUUUUUGAUCUAGAAUCUUCAGGGGAUUCUUUGGAAGAUGGUAGAGUGACUAAUCUAUAUUUUCAACGGUAUUUGAUUUUGUUAAAGUCAAUUCAGUUUUAGGAUGAUGGAUUUGAGCUUUUUUGUUUUUAAUUUAAUUGGGACUGGAUUAACAGUGAUUACCUUAGAAUUAAUUCAUUAUGAUUAAUAACAGGAAGCAAGAUUAGUGAUUUUGUGGGUGAUUUUUAUAUCAAAUUUAAUUUUAAUGGGAUUGGCCGUAGUUAGAAAUCAAGCAAAGAUCAAAUGGAGAGAGAGUAAAGGAGAUGUGUAUAGUGGAUUUACAAAGGAACACGUAGAGUUGUUGAUGGAAAUAAUCAUUAUUGUUGCAUCUCCCUUACCUUUUCUGGAUAGUAUUAGUUUCUACUUUACUAAUAAUUUUGUCGACGGAGAUGUAAACUUUAUAUCCAUAUUCCCAGGUAUAUUAUUAUGCAAACGAAUUACUUUGUUUGACUCUAGCAUUUCGUGUAAUAUUCUUUAUUCGAACAACCUUAUUGAAUUCAUAUUGGCAUUCUAAUAGAACGGAUCGAGUAUGCAGUUUAUAUGCCAGUUAAGCUGAUUAUAUGUUCACAAUAAAAUCUCUAAUGAGGUAAUUCGAAAUCAAUGAAUAGAAAUUAGCCAUUCACAGUGAAUUAUAGUGCUAUGAUUCUCCUAAUAUUUGUAUUUGGUUAUUGUUUGAGAAUAUGUGAGAGUCCUUUAAAUAGAAUCGAUGUUAGUAGCAAUGAUUUUAGUAGUUAUGCUAAUUCAAUGUGGUGUGUCAUAGUUACAAGCACUACUGUAUUUUCUAUUUUAAAUUGUAGUUAGGAUAUGGUGAUUAUUAUACAAGAACUUUAUUAGGACGUAUCGUUAUGAGUGUAGUUUGUAUAUUGGGUAACUUUGUUGUGUCAUCUAUGAUUGUCAUCAUCACAAAUGAAUCAUAUUUAACUACAUUGGAAAACAAGGUUGUCAUUCUAAUUGAUCGUUUGAGUUUGAAAAAACAAAUGCAAUAGGAGGCAGCAAUGAUUAUUACCAUUUUUGGUCGUAUGCAUUAUGCAAAAAGGUAUGUAUCAUUCAUUUUCUAGGCAUCUUGAUUUGACUGAAGAUGAAUUUACAGAUAUGAGUAAAAAGAUGAAAAAAUAUGCUAUCCAAUUGAAAUUGACCACCCGGAAAUAUGUCGCAGCCAGAGCUUUGGGAAGUUAAUUGGAAGAAAUCAACAGUGGAUUUAAUUCACUUAAAGAAAAUCUCAAAUAAACAUCUUAGUUGUAGGAAGAAUUAAUCAAAGCAAAUGAAAAUCUUAUCUAUAAGAUAGAUAAUAAAUGA
Molecule: messenger RNA, 1413 nt
Organism: Paramecium octaurelia
Lineage: Eukaryota; Ciliophora; Oligohymenophorea; Peniculida; Parameciidae
Source: the annotation of a GenBank genome assembly